This is a messenger RNA of Mycena citricolor, 1107 nucleotides long. The record is from the annotation of a GenBank genome assembly. Lineage: Eukaryota; Fungi; Basidiomycota; Agaricomycetes; Agaricales; Mycenaceae.
AUGGCCUCCGAUCUCUUCACACGAAAAUCGACUUGGUACGGGGGUAGAGGCGUCUUCGCCAACAGCGCCAUCCCCGCUGGAACCCUGAUACACACGUGCCCUGGCCCGUAUGCAUCGGUCAUCUAUCGCGAGUUUCGCAAAGAAGUCUGUGCGCAGUGUUUCGCGUACUCCUUCGAUGUCCGCCGGAAUGCUUGGAACAUUAGAAACGAAGUGCCGGGGGCAGGUGUCUGGUUCUGCAGCUCAACCUGUCGUCAAGAAUGGAGCGGCGGGCCGAUGACCUUGACUGUCAACGCCGCGGUGGACAAAUUAUCGAAGGCUGACGGGAAACGGGGCGCCACAGCAUCAGCACAUUCCGCCCUUGCGGAGAACUCUCCUGGGAUCUCGCAGACUUCUAUCGAUUCUGCCUGGGAAAACGCGGCCCAGGGUCCGACAAGCGUUCGCCUGCCUUUGGAAGAACUAGAGCUGGAAACAGUCCGCUUCGUUCUAUCCGCCCUUAUUCGCCGACAUACUGACGAUGAAAACUCCUCUGGGACGCCUCUCAACAGCUGGCCUGAUCUGCUGGAGCUUCAGGACAACGAGCUUCCCUAUUACCGAAGCAAGCCGCACGCUCUGCCGUCGCACGUCCGCAUAUUCGCAUUCAUCCGCCAAGCCGUGCGCUCCUCGCCAGUUCUCGAGUGCCUGAAGCCCUACGUCGAGACCCCGGCCGCGGUGCGCGCCGUUCUCGCGCGGGAUCCGGGGAACGUCUUCGGGCUGUUCGAGAUGAACGAGACGGGCGACAGCGAGAUGUUCGGCUGGUGCAUGUACGUAUCGGCUUCGUUCUUCAACCACGGUAUGUCAUCGCCUUCGCUGUUCCUCGCUCCUCUCUCCUUAUUCUGUGUGGCAGAUUGCGAACCGAAUGUGCGCAAGCGGAGAGAAGGGCGGGCGCUGCACUUCUACACCACGAGGGACAUCGAGAAGGACGAGGAACUGUGCACGAACUAUGUCGAUCUCAAGGACAGCGUGUCGGAGAGACGGGAGCAGCUCCGUGCCCACUGGUAUUUCGAAUGUGCGUGCCAGAGGUGCCGCAGAGAGCUCGCGCUCGCAGGAGAGACACCCGACGAUGUGUGA